This is a messenger RNA of Lineus longissimus, 980 nucleotides long. RefSeq names its product large ribosomal subunit protein mL43-like. Gene Ontology annotation, cellular component: mitochondrial large ribosomal subunit. Bases 136 to 711 code for a protein of 191 amino acids. Gene Ontology annotation, molecular function: structural constituent of ribosome. The transcript is spliced from 3 exons. Gene Ontology annotation, biological process: mitochondrial translation. The record is from RefSeq and is a predicted model, not a curated record. NCBI's taxonomy places the organism in Eukaryota, Metazoa, Nemertea, Pilidiophora, Heteronemertea, Lineidae.
UUCUCACUAAGUCAGUAGGUCGAGUGAGACUCUGUUGUAAUCAUCAUCAUUGACGACGCUUGGAGACUUUUAUGAUCACUUCCGGUUCAAGGAUUUUUAUAAUUUUUGGGAUCUUUUCUCCAGUUUUUCUCGAAAAUGUCCAAUCAGAUGAUACCAAGAACCAUUUUGAAGAGUAAUCUUCAAAAUGGAGUUGGCAGAUAUGUCUGUCAGUUACAGAGAUUGACAAUCAAAUUCUGUAAAAGCUGGCCUUGCAGUCGUGGUACGAGGGAUUACAUAGAGAACCACUUGGUAGAUUUUACCAAGAAGAAUCCAGGAGUGGUGGUCUAUGUCCAACCAAGAAGACAUCGUGCACCAGUCCUUGUUGGAGAAUAUUUGAAUGGGGAGAAACACCAAGUACAUAUCCGCAACUACAAUAAUCAUGAAGUGGGGGAGUGGAUCAAAUACCUUCGUACCCAUUCAGGUGCAACAGACGGUCGUCUCGAAAAAAAGUGGCAUACAGACACACCAAGCAUUCAGGGAGUAUGGACCCCUUUCUUGAACAAAGACUCUGAAGUAAAUUUGGCAGAAUUUCCAGAUGAGGAACUAGGCAGCGCUGCUGUCAAGGAACUUUCAGCUACAGAUGAGCUUUUACAAAGUGUGAAAAAUAUUGCCAUUUUGGAGGAUAGUAAAUCACAUCUGGGACAAUCACCAAUAGAAGAAGAAUCAAAAUAGAAACAUUUCAGAAUUUGUGAUUUUAUGCAUUUGUGUUUGUCACUGUCGAACUACUAUAAGAUGAGAGCCAGUUUAAAAUGUAAUAUACUGCCCAAGCAGCAUCAUUAGUCAGGAGUCUUAGACUGUGGCCAUGUUCUUCCUUCCCCCUCUGCAGAUGGAUUUUGUGAAAUGAUUUUUGGACUUUUCGGAGCGCAGCCACCAAAAGUCUGGAAAGUCACAAGUGUUGAUGAUGUGAUCUGAUUUGUACUGGUAUGAUUUCAUUUGAAUAU